Messenger RNA from Nematolebias whitei (Rio pearlfish), 3038 nucleotides. It is a transcript of the gene rprd1b, whose product is annotated as regulation of nuclear pre-mRNA domain containing 1B. Gene Ontology annotation, molecular function: RNA polymerase II complex binding. Lineage: Eukaryota; Metazoa; Chordata; Actinopteri; Cyprinodontiformes; Rivulidae. Bases 445 to 1431 code for a protein of 328 amino acids. The record is from RefSeq and is a predicted model, not a curated record. Gene Ontology annotation, cellular component: RNA polymerase II, holoenzyme. Gene Ontology annotation, biological process: mRNA 3'-end processing. The transcript is spliced from 8 exons.
UCUCUGCGACGCACAUGGUGGGGUGAAAUUGAAAGCUGCCAUAUUUUGAGACAUAUUUUUCCCUCUAAGUUUUGGUGAGCCAUAUCAGUUUGUUAAACUGCGGAGAAGCUCAAGGCUGCGCUGCCGAGAUGGCUGUUUAGCUCGGCUAGCUAGCGUUAGCUGGUGGUGUAAACAAACACCAGUCUGCAGAGAAACAACUGCUACAUCUUUCAUGGUUUGUUCAGAAGAUCGGGUCAACAUCUCAUUUUGUUAGGAACUAUAUAACUUUACAAACCACUUUAUUUGGCAGCAAAAAGCCGACUUAAGCCGCAUGUCUGCGAGUUUAGCGACUUGACUUGAGUUUUGAUGACGGUGCGAGUUUGUCCAAAAUAGCUCGGAGCUUAGUUGCUUUGGAGCAGGUCGGAGUCCGCUGUAGUGGAAGCAGACACACCAGAACCGGUCGGCAUGUCGUCCUUCUCCGAGUCUGCCCUGGAAAAGAAGCUGUCCGAGCUGAGCAGCUCGCAGCAGAGCGUCCAGACCCUGUCUCUGUGGAUUAUCCACCACCGCAAACACUCGGGCCUCAUCGUCAAAGUGUGGCACCGAGAGCUCAAGAAAGCUAAAAGCAACAGGAAGUUGACGUUCCUGUAUCUGGCUAAUGAUGUCAUCCAGAACAGCAAGAAGAAAGGACCAGAGUUCACCAAAGACUUUGAGUCUGUCCUUGUAGAUGCCUGUUCUCAUGUAGCCAGUGAAACGGAUGACGGCUGUAAAAAGCAAAUGGAGAGGCUGCUAAACAUCUGGAAGGAACGAAGCCUUUACAGAGGUGACUUUAUUCAGCAGCUCAAACUGGCCAUAGAAGACUCAAACAGCCCCAGGCCCUCAGAAGACAAGAAGGCUAUAAAACGAAGCUAUCAGAAGAUUCAAGAAGAUGAAUAUGAUGAGGACGAUGACUACAGAAGCCACGCAUCUCCUCACAGCACAGAGGCUUCUGCAAACCAGCUGACGGAGGAGCUGGUGAAAGCCCUGCAGGACCUGGAGAACGCAGCGUCAGGUGAUGCAGCUGUUCGUCAGAAGAUCGCCUCGCUGCCGCAGGAAGUCCAGGAUGUUUCCCUGCUGGAGAAGAUCACAGACAAAGAGGCUGCAGACAAACUGUCAAAAACUGUGGAUGAAGCCUGUUUGCUGCUGGCUGAGUAUAACGGGCGUCUGGCAGCAGAGCUGGAGGACCGCAGGCAGCUGGCUCGUAUGCUGACUGAAUACAUCGGCAGCCAGAAGGAGGCGCUCGCAGAAAGGGAGAAGAAACUGGAUGAGUACAAGCAGAAACUGGCGAGAGUGACUCAUGUAAGAAAAGAGCUCAAGUCCCACAUCCAGAGUCUCCCGGAUCUGUCCCUUCUGCCCAACGUUACCGGAGGUCUGGCCCCUCUUCCAUCUGCGGGAGACCUCUUCUCCACUGACUGACAGCUAACAGUCCAACCAAACUACUGCUGUGCCCCUCCCCAGCCAAACUCAGUCCUGUUUUAUUAGCAAAGAUGCUUCCUGCAGUGUCUGCAGCCAGAAAGCACAUGUGGUCAAACGUGUCGCAGAAGAGAAGCUAACUCAAACUCAAAGAGGAAGAUGGAAGAGACUUGAAUAAUAAGGCUUGGUGAAAUCUGAAUAAUCUGCAGGGAGAACGGACUCUUUCAGACUGCACUGAUCCCCAAGAUUCUACUCCACCAGCCUGGAAGUUUGUUUCCUGAUUGUUUUUAUUUUUGUUUUAAAUGCUGGAAUUGGUGUUUGAAUAAAAGCGACCUCCUCUGUGAUACAUCUUUCAAUUCAAUAAGCAAAGGUGGGCUGGUGGUUGUGGCUGCACUGUGAAAAAAAAAAUACCAUUUAGUUAAUUUUUGUGGAAGAGGGAAUUUGAACGUAGUUGCUUAUUCAUACUGGUUCACAUUGAUGUUUUACUGAGUACAGUCAUGGAAAAGAUCACACUGGGUUCAUCCUAUGAUGUUUUUAGUUUGUUUUGUUGGCUGUUACACCACACAAAUCAGAAAUUCACUCAGUCGUCUAAAUUAACUGGAUUUAUGGGACAACAACAUGUGGGAAAAUACUUUGGAGUCGAUGCUCUGUGUGCAGCGUGAACCAAUUUUCAUGCUUUAGUUUCAACAAAUUCUUGACGUGAGAAGCUGAUAAUGUUUUGUGUUUUGAAUUUUGAAAAACCCAAUCAGACCAUUUAAGAAAAGGUUUUCUUUCUAAGAAAUUGUUAGGCUCUAUCUAGGAAAAGUAACAUUUGACAAGUGACUGAGGUCAGUAUUUUGUUUGUUGGCCUGAGAUAUGAAGCAAAGAAAAACCAAAGAAUGUUUUUUUUUUUAAUUUUACUACAAUUUGACUUAAACAAAUCAGGACAGGUUUUCAAAAGAGCAAGGUCAACUUUUAAUUUAUAUUUUCAUGUAUUAAGACAAAUGUGCACAUCAUUUCACUGUAUGUCCCUAAUGAUCAAUAAUAACAAAACUAUCUGUCCUACUUGUUUACCAGUUUGCAUGUUUAAAUUAAUUUCCUUUAAUCUUGUUUUUUUUUGGUUAUAGAAAAAUAAUUCACAUGACAAUUCCAGUAUUUUAGAAAUUUAGUUCAGAUGACUAAUCCUUAGUUAUUCAGUUUGAGAUGAUUUUCUGGACUCUGUUUAGAUGAUUUUUGAUUUUCUGUCCACAGACAGGAAAAAUGCAUUUAUUGACAAAGUGCUAUAACAUUUUAUCACAGUAAUUUUUGUGUUUGUAAACACUGAUGUCUUCUGCCUGGUUGAAAACAUAUUUAAAAUAAGUUGAAGAUGGACAACUCCAGUUUUUGUCAAAUUAAGAGAUUCAGUUGAAGUGUGAUAGCUGAAAAACAAAUGUUUGACUUUUAUAACGAUCCCCAGUGAACUGUACACCAGGAAGAAUUCUGUAAACAAGUUAAUCAAUGAGCUCACCUGUUGAUAGUAUUUAGAUAUUUUCUUACCCACCUGCUGUUUGGUAUGUGCUUCUCUUUUUAGAGCAGUGCUGUACGAGCAGGACGCUACUCGUAGUGUUUCUUUUAUAAAAGUGAUUUCAGUG